This is a messenger RNA of Funneliformis mosseae, 765 nucleotides long. The record is from the annotation of a GenBank genome assembly. NCBI's taxonomy places the organism in Eukaryota, Fungi, Glomeromycota, Glomeromycetes, Glomerales, Glomeraceae.
AUGAGCGAUUCACCAUUUCGCAACGUAACCAUUGUUGGAGCCACCGGCACAUUAGGUUAUCGAAUCGCUGACGCUUUUUUGAAUGAUGGAUCUUACAACGUGAAAAUCCUUCGAAGAAAGCCGGAAAACGUAAACGCGAAAGCUAGUUCGUUAACCGAAAGAGGCGCAAAAAUCGUAUUUGCGGAUUACAGUCAAAAAGAUGAGCUUGUCAAAGCUCUUAAAGGAACCGAUGUUCUGGUCAGUACCGUAAAAAGCAACCAAGAUAAUAAUUAUCAUAGCUUUUACGAAGUUCAAUUACCACUAUUGACUGCGGCAAAAGAAGCCGGUGUAAAGAGAUUCAUCCCGUCUGAAUUUGGUAGCGAGUAUCAGGGUAUAUCUCAUCCAUUCUCGGACGACAAAGCAAAAUUCCGAGCAGAAGUUGAAAAAAGUGGACUUGAGUAUACGAUCAUCUUCACCGGGCUAUUCUAUGAAUACCUUGACUGGAUAGGGUUUGACAUUAAGAAGAAGAAAGCCACGUUCUUUACGGAUCCAAACUUAACUAUUUCUACAACUUCUUUACAUGAUGUUGGUAAAUACACUGUUGAGUCACUUAAAAUCCCAGAUGCUCGGAACGCUCGUAUCAGAGUUGCUGGCGCCACAUUGUCAUUCAAUGAGUUGCUUAAAAAGUUUGAAGAAGCUUCUGGGUCCAAGUGGGAAGUUGUUGAAGAUAGGGAAAUACGAAAACGUUUCCGAGAAAAGAUCGACCCAGUUCCCUCACCAAAUUGA